GGUGAGAAACCAUAUGAAUGUAUUGAAUGUGGAAAAAACUUUCAUGAGAAUUCAAAUCUCAGUGAGCAUCAGAGAAUUCACACAGGUGAGAAACCAUAUGAAUGUAGUGAAUGUGGGAAAACUUUUCACAGGAAGUCUCUCCUCAGUGGACAUCAGAGAAUUCACACAGGUGAGAAACCAUAUGAAUGUAGUGCAUGUGGAAAAACCUUUCACAGAAAGUCACACCUCAGCAGGCAUCAGAGAAUUCACACAGGUGAGAAACCAUAUAAAUGUAGUGAAUGUGGAAAAACCUUCCUUGAGAAGUCAGAUCUCCGCAAGCAUCAGAGAAUUCAAACAGGUGAGAAACCAUAUGAAUGUAAAGAUGUAGAAAAACUUACUCCAGUAAAUCAUGCCUCAGUGUACAUCAGGGAACUCACACCA
Galeopterus variegatus (Sunda flying lemur) is the source of this 420-nucleotide messenger RNA. Its product is annotated as zinc finger protein 420-like. Gene Ontology annotation, biological process: regulation of transcription by RNA polymerase II. NCBI's taxonomy places the organism in Eukaryota, Metazoa, Chordata, Mammalia, Dermoptera, Cynocephalidae. The record is from RefSeq and is a predicted model, not a curated record. The annotation marks the transcript as partial. Gene Ontology annotation, molecular function: RNA polymerase II cis-regulatory region sequence-specific DNA binding; DNA-binding transcription factor activity, RNA polymerase II-specific. The transcript has a single exon.